UUUGUCGCUGGCCGCGUUCAGUUGUCCGGCUAGCUAGAAGGCACCGAGCAGCAGAAAACACCCGAUUAUAAACGGCCGAUAUCUCCUCCCACUCGCAGCGGAAGAUCGCGGGAAAAUAGAAAACUCCGAAAAACUUCGGAUAACCGUUUUUAUUUUUUAUCCCCCCUUUUUUUCGUUCGUCUAUAUUAUUUCGUCACUUCUGUUUUUCGUGUUUAAUGUUUGGAACCCCUUUCCUGAUUUUCUGGGGAGAAAACCAUCUGGUAUUUCUGUUAUCAGAAAAGAGAAAACGCUGAGUGAAAGAUUCCGCUCUAGCGGUGAUUAAAAAAAGACAAACACAAAAAGAAAAAAAGUAACGGUGAUGUGUACGCUGGCUCUUAAACAAAUAAACCGAAAUUAAAGAGAUUGCAAUUAUCGCGUUUAAGCAAAUGAAGAGAGUUUUAAUCCAGAGAACAAAGGUUACCAAAAAAUUAAAAUAGAAUCCCAGUGAGACUUUAGCGGGAAGAUUGCCAAGUGCAGAGUGGAAAGGUCGCCAAGCUCAAAACGACAAAUGAAAACCAAAAACAAGAUCAACAUCAACAGCGCCAACUGCCAAUGCUUUAGUCACUCGAGUCAAGGAAUCGCCCUAGUUGAUGAGAAGAACGUACUGAGGAUACACAGCUACACGUACAAGUGCUUGAAUCACAAUCCGCGACCUCGGAUACUUGGCUGAUAUUGAUAUUGGAUAUUGGGAAGAGAGAUUU
This is a messenger RNA of Drosophila subpulchrella, 740 nucleotides long. RefSeq lists its product as uncharacterized. The transcript has 3 exons. NCBI's taxonomy places the organism in Eukaryota, Metazoa, Arthropoda, Insecta, Diptera, Drosophilidae. The record is from RefSeq and is a predicted model, not a curated record. The coding region runs from base 548 to 709 and encodes 53 amino acids.